AUCCGGGAAAAUAUUUACAUGUUUCUAGGCAGGCACAUUUAUCUAAAAAUGACCUGGUUUAUUGAUGAUGGUAAUGUAUGGUAGUACAGCAUGUCAAUAAGGAUUGAAGACACAAUAUCUGUACAUACUCCACUUGGGGAGUAUCAGAUUCAGUUAUGUUAUGGGGACAUCUCAAAGCAGGAGGAAAAAAUGGAUAUUGUUAUGGUAUCAGCAUUCCCAGGUGACUAUGCUGCAGUUGGCGGAACCCUUAUUGGUGCUUUGAAGAGGAAUUUAGGCAUUAAUGUACUCAAUCUAUCUAGGGAUAAACUUAUGGAUUUACGAACACAUUUUUCAUGUUGGAUGUCCAAAGACUUGGAUUCUAACUUACCAUUUAAAAAACUUCUUUGCUUUGAAAGAUCUAGAGCUAAAGGUUGCAUAAUUGAACAAAUGAGAGAUAUGUUCAGAGCCCUGGUUCCUGCUUGUGGCAGCCAGGAGACAACUCUGAUAACAUCUUUACUUGGAACUGGAAACCAGGGAUUUUCAGAAUCUAAAGUUCUAAGUUGUAUGGUAGAAGCAGCAGCUAACUGGAUGCAAGCUGGUUUACCCUUGAAAUGCAUUAAAAUUGUCAUUUAUGAUGAUAAUGAUUCCAAUUUGAAUAACUUAUUCUCCUCAAUGAAGAAGAAAAUAACAUCAAAGACUGGAAAAAAGGUAGGUGGUAAAGAACUCACUUAUGACAUUUACAUCACAUAUGAACAAAGAGACCAAAAUUGGGUUUCUAUGGUUACAAAAGCACUGCAUGCUAAAGAUAAAGAUCUAAAACUGUAUACUGAUGUCCAGAAGUUUGAUGAAGAGAAGAUUUGGCAGGACAACGUCUUCAAAACUAUGUCCUGCAGUAAAAAAGUAAUUGCAAUACUGACACCAUCAUUUGUCGAUAGUAAAGACUGUCUUGACCAGUUCAACAUGGCCAUGUGUUGUAACAGAUUAAAGAAUUCACAAGUUUUGUUUCCAUUUCUGUUAUCAUCAGUAGAAUCUAUGCCAGUUUAUAUGCAAAUAGUCCAGUAUUUUGACUGUAGAAUAAGAAAAGAAGGAGAUGUUAUUGACAUGAAGAUAGAUACAGCUUGUUCACUUGUGAUGAAUCCUACCUCAUCUAAACCUGUAAAUCCACAGGAUGCUAUUGAAGAUAUAGAAAAAUUCAAGUAUGAUGUGUUCAUCUCAUAUUCACACAGACAGCCUAAACAAGCUGAAAAAUUACUUCACGACAUGACUGUGGCUAAUUCUGAUCUUAAGAUAUUUUUUGAUAGAAGUGAACUUACUAUGGGAAAUAUGUGGCAGACCUCUUUGUAUGAGUCAUUAGACAAUGCUGAAUGUAUCAUAGCUUUGAUAUCCCCAGCAUAUUUUUCUUCUACUGUCUGUCAAGAGGAGUACAAUAUAGCUCUGGCAAGACAUCUAGCUUAUCCAUCAGGGGUGCUUUUUAUACCUGUUUUGGUGGAGCCAAUGGAAACCAUACCAAGUCAUUUCAGUAGAAUACCUAUUAUUGACGGUGUUGGUGGUAAAUUUGAAAAAGUUGUCAUUUCCUUGAUAAAAGAUAUUUCUGCAUGGUGUUCAAAGCAAACAAAAAUACCAUAUGUACAAAACCCAGUGGAUCGUUACAGUUUUCAAAGUAUUGAAGAUGACAGGAAGAUAACUAUUCAAAACCAGUACAACUUAGAUUUAAGAAUGAAAACUUUAGUACCUUUGGAAAAGUUAGGUACUAUUAUACCAUCUCCUAAGGGGAAAAUAGAUGUUGCAAUUAGUUUUGCAAGAGACACAAUUGCCUAUGCUGGUACUUUAAACGACAUUUUUGGGAAAGAAAAUGACCAGCUACAAAUUUCCUUUCUAAAUGAAAAUACUCAGGGUAACCUGAAAGAUUUAGAUUCAGCUAAACAAAUUAUUAUAAUCUUGUCAAAGGAAUAUAUUCAGUCUACUCAUCAUAUGCAAGAACUACAUUUGGCCUUAUGUAGACAAAGAGAGUCUAAGAACAAAGUGGUGGUCAGAAUCUUGGCAGAAGAGAAUCUACCUGAGAAGCCUAUGUUUAUACAUUUGUUACCAUUUGAUACAGUUGUAACCGACAAGUUAUGGAAAAGAUAUCACAAGAUAUCAGUGAAUGAUUGUGACAUGAAACACAAAACAGUGAUGUCACAUAAGCAAGGCAUGAUGGGAUCAUUUAUGAUUCCAUUUGGGACAUUUUAUGCCUUACAAAAAACAGCAUUUGAGGUGAUAAAAAGCCUUAGAAGUCCAAAAAAGGAAAGUGUACAUGUACCACCUAUUAUUUGUAACAUGGUCGAAGCUAAAUUAAAGGAUAACAAGUAUCCUCCUACUGUAAAGGUGUCAGAGUGUUUGAUAGACAUAUUUUCCAACAACCAGAAAAUACAGAUUCCACCUGUUAAAGAAAAAGAAAGUACAGCAAAACCUGAUGACACACCUGAUUCUCCAAAUGCAAAAUCCAUGCCAAAUACCGGUAUUGUUAAAAAUACAGAUCAAAACAGCCCCAAAAAGUCAACUGUUGUAAAGUGGGCUGAUGAAGAAAGCCCAAAUCCUCAGAAAACAGCUGAAAUACAGAUUCCCCCUGUGAAAGAAAAGGAAAGUACAGCAAAGUCAUCUGAUGACACACCUGUUGUAAAGUGGGCUGAUAAGGAAAACACAAAGCAUUUAAAAACAGCAGAAAUACAGGCUGCUAUGAUUAGAACUUUAGAGAAAGAAAUGGAUGAAAAGGACCAUAAAACAGUCACCAAGUCUAGUUCAUGUAGUUUAUUAUAGUUCAUGGUUUGAAGGAACUAAGUCAGCUAAUCAAAUAUCUUUUUAAAAUUUAUUAAUGGGGAAAUGUUAUAUUAAAAUAUAAAGUGAAAAAUUAAGGGAUUAUGAAGCUAAAACUUUUAAUACACUGUCUAGGAAAAAAAUUAGACGUUAAACAAAAUAUUAAGGAAAAGAUGAAAAUGUGAGAAGCAAAUGUCCUUAAAAAUAUUUUUAUUUUAUGUGGAGUACCCUAAGUGCACCUGAUAACUAAAUACAACUAUCAUUGGGGCUCUCAAUUUUGUGUGCAUCAAUACAUAGUGUUACUGUCCAUAAUAUUAACAAAUUUGUUGAAAAUCAACACUAAGGUCCACAAUUAAAAUAUCAACAGAAACAGAAACAGACAACAGCAACUUUUGAUUAGGUUCCUCACUACUGACAAUCUUAUUUAUUUAUUUUAUUAAAAGAGGUGAUGGUCAUUUUGACCUCAUGAUAUAAUAUAUUCUUGAAGUAGUCUGGGUUCAUAGCCAGUACUUGUUCAUUCAAAGUGUUAUUGUAAAUUAUGCACAUCAACUUUCAAUAAAAUAAAACUUUCACCCAUCUAGUGUGCAUCAUAUUUAAGCUAGUAUGCCAGUUCAAUGAUUGCGAAUUAUUGACUACUUUGAUUUAGAUCCAUGUUAACAUGAAAAAAAUGAAUGAAAAAGUUCUUUUUUCCAUUGCUAUUUCAUUCUAAUUUCAAGAUUAAUUAAAUUCAAAAUACGGUAAGAAGUUUAAAUAAUCAAUGGAUAGCUGGAACGAAGAAUGCAAGAUUUUACUAAAGUGCUUUUUCUCUUUUGUUCCAGUUAUGUAUGUUCCUCUGGCAGUUACAGCUGUGUACAAAAUGUAUGUAAAUUAACUUUGGAUAUUGUAAAUCAUGUGAUAUUAUUUUGGGCAAAUUCAAAAGCAAAAUGACAAUAAAUUAUAACAAUCACCCGGUACCAGAAUAAUGAGUGAAGACUUACAAUCAGUCCAGACAUAUUUCUGAAACAAGAAAAGGAAGGAUGUUGAGUUUGCACAUCAACAUUUGAAAAUGUUUUUUUUAUCUUGCCUACAACGAUUGUGGGACUGCAGUCUGUUGUCAUGGUCAUCGUUUAUGUUUGGUACAAGUGUUGACAGAGUCUUAAUCUUUGAUUUAAUAAUUAGUUUUAUUGUCUUGCCUUGACGGAGUCAAAUAUAUGCCGAUUCCGGUAGCGGCGGCGUCAAAAAUGGCGUCAACAAUGUAUUAGUUUGUGAUUAGGUCCAGUUUAUGGUGAACCACUAGUGGUAUGCCAAUGAUAUUUGGUAUGCAGGUGUAUUAGCAUUGGAACAUCUCAUUUCCAUGGAGAUUAUUUGGACCUGGCCCCUCAGUCAUGGUCUAUUGACUUUGAAACUUUUGCUUUGUUUACAUGUAUUAGUUUGUGAUUAGGUCAGUUUAUGGGGAACUACUAGUGGUAGGUCAAUGGUACUGUAAAUUCAGAAAUUAUUGCGAUGUUUUUGUUAUUGUGAAAAAUGCGACAGGGUUAUUAUCGCAAUAAUUUAAACUCGCAUUUUGAAAUUUUUUAUAUAAAUUAAACAGGAUUUUUCUCAAUAUCGCAAAAAUUAAAAUCGCAUUUUAGUCUAAAAUGACAAAAUCGCAAUAAUAAAUUUACAGUAUUUGGUAUCCAGUUGUAUAAGCAUUGGCAAAUCUCAUUUCCUUCGAGAUUAUUAGGCUCAACCCCUAAGUCAUGGUCUAUUGACUUUGAAACUUUUGCUUGGUUUACAUGUGUUAGUUUGUUAUUAGAUCUGUUAAAGAUGAACCACUAAUGAUAAGUCAAUGAUAUUUGGUAUGCGAAUGUAUUGGCAUUUGCAAGUCUCAUUUCCAUGGAUAAUAUAUUUCCCCCUCAUCAUUGGUUCAAUCAACUUUUACAUAGUUUACAAGUUAAUGUUUGUGUUUAGGUUUGUUUAAAAGGGAACGACUUAUGAUAAGUCAAUGGUAUUUGAUAUGCAGUUGUAUUAGCAUUGGCACACCUCAUUUCCAUGGAGAUUGUUUAGCCAUGCACCUUCAGUCAUGGUUCAUUGACUUUGAAUAUUUGCAUAACUUACAUGUUAAAGUAUUGCUAUUUUAAUUUCAACAUUUGCAUUAUCAAAAUAAUAUAAAGGCAAGACAUAUCUCUGUGUUAACAGUUUAUUAAAUUACUUUCCAUAUAUAUUAAUCUGUAAAAUGAACUAAGAUUAGUUUAUUUGACACACAUUUUCCUUUCCAUUUGUAUAUUAUUUGUACACACCAAAUUACCUCAUUUGAAUACAUCAUGCUUGUUGGGUUAUUAAGUUUUACAUAUUUAAAGUGCCUUAACUUUAUUAUAUCAUACUUUUAACAAAUGUUAAAUCUACUAUUAAAAAAGUAAUUUACGGAAUAGAAACAUGGAAAAUUGUUUGCUUUAAAAACCACACUGUAGUUUUUUUCUUCAAAAAAUGGUUGCCUUUUUCAUUGCUUAAAUGACAAUUUUAUCCAAACUCAGACUUAAUUACCCCUUAAAUGACAAUUUUAACCAAACUCAGACCUAAUUACCCCUUAAAUGACAAUUUUAACCAAACUCAGACUUAAUUACCACUUAAAUGACAAUUUUAACCAAACUCAGACUUAAUUACCACUUAAAUGACAAUUUUAACCAAACUCAGACCUAAUUGCCCCUUAAGUAAAUGACAAUUUUUACCAAUUAUUUGCAUUCUUGUUCAGAUCUUGAAACUUCAGAAUGAAUUCAAACCAAACUUCAGAUGCACCAAAUUUAUAAAGCAUUAUUUUCAUUUGACUUGAAUGAUCUUAAUUGUGUCUAGAUUUCAGUUUAUGAAUUAUUUCAUCUUCUAUCAACCAACAUGGCCACCAUGACUUAUAAUAGAACUUAGAAGUAAAAUGCAAAUGAUUGUCUCAUAUCUUCAAAACUGCUGUUUUUAGGGAAAAUCUGACUGGGACUGAAAAUGCUUGGUAAAGUUCAAAUCUGUAAAAUUGUAGGUCAAUUCCUAAAUGGAAAUAUUGUUGU
Molecule: messenger RNA, 5783 nt
Organism: Mytilus californianus (California mussel)
Lineage: Eukaryota; Metazoa; Mollusca; Bivalvia; Mytilida; Mytilidae
Exons: 13
Coding region: 91-2775 (894 amino acids)
Biological process (GO): signal transduction
Source: RefSeq, a predicted model, not a curated record